AUGAAUGUGUUGGAUGAUGAAGAUGACCAAAGCUUUCACGCUAUGCGUGACGGCUACUCCCAUUUGAGCGAUGUCGAAUGGGAUGCGGUUGAACGAAUGGGUUCGACCAUGGGCAUCCAUGCUGUUAGCGUCAUGCUAGAGGCUCUCAAUAGAGAUGCCCAACAUGCUACUAUCGCCAAGUUCAUUCAAAAUGAACUUGACGCUGAACGCGAGAAAGUAGCCUUGCUUCACCAACAAGGUUCUCAACAAGCAGAGUUGUUGAGAGAACAGGGUGUUCAACAGUUUGAGCUGUUGAGACAGCAGCAGGCUACUGCUGUCGAAGAAGACUCCCUCUUGAGAUGGUUCGUCAAAUUGGAUGACGCCAUAAGGGCGCGUCGCAUCGACGACGGGGAUAUGCAAGUUGCAUUUGCCCAGUCAAAUCUGGCAGGACGUGCCAAGACUUGGGCACUGGGGCUCAAGUUGCACGACCCAGAUGCGUUCGGGUCGUUAAAAGUCUUCAAGUCGCGGCUCAGACAAAAGUUUGAACCGCCUGGAGCUGAGUUCAGAGCUCGAACCGAACUCUUGAAGCUCAAACAGGGUAAGCGUGAUGUGCACGCUUACGCGCAACAUAUACGACAUCUCACGAGUUGUAUAAGUUCCAAUCCGGUGGAUGAACACACGUUGGUUUCGGUGUUCAUGCAGGGUCUUGCGGAUGGUCCCGUCAAGACUCACCUGUUCUGGCUUGAGCUAGAUUCACUAGAACAAGCCGUAUCCAUUGCGGAACAGGAAGACUUCAGUCUGAGACAGGCUCGCGCCAGAUCGACAUCAUAUCGUCAACCGAGACGAUAUGACAGCGGAGGUCCAGAGCCGAUGGAACUCUGUUAUGUAGAGAGCGAGAAGGCUCGCUCUACAGACUACAAGAAGUUGCAGAAAUGCAACAGAUGUCAGAAGACAGGACACUACGCUUACGAGUGUCGUGCCCCUCGUCCAGUGUCUCGCAACACUGGGCGUAGUGACCGUCCACCCAUGAUAAAGGGGCAGGGACGAGGGUCCGCAGUUGGUGCAAAGACGCAACAACGGGAUGGACCGUCAAAAAACGGACAGGAUCAGUAG
Molecule: messenger RNA, 1092 nt
Organism: Peronospora matthiolae
Lineage: Eukaryota; Oomycota; Peronosporomycetes; Peronosporales; Peronosporaceae
Source: the annotation of a GenBank genome assembly